This is a messenger RNA of Cynoglossus semilaevis (tongue sole), 1347 nucleotides long. RefSeq names its product zinc finger protein 706 (gene znf706). The coding region runs from base 355 to 585 and encodes 76 amino acids. The record is from RefSeq and is a predicted model, not a curated record. The transcript is spliced from 3 exons. NCBI's taxonomy places the organism in Eukaryota, Metazoa, Chordata, Actinopteri, Pleuronectiformes, Cynoglossidae.
CUAUCGUGUUACCUAGGCUUAUCGGCGCGUUCACUGACUUCACUGUUAAUCGAAUGUUCUAAAAUAAAGUGUCAUCGUUUUAAAAUUGUGCACAAUAUUGUCAAGUUUUUGAACAUUGGAAGUAUGUAUGAAAUCAUACAAGAUGAGCCGAAAGGAUAUAAUAAUUCGUGUUGUUAUUUAACACUUAAAACUGCAAAUAUUCCAGAUAGAUUUUAUAGCUUACGCGUCUCUUUGAACACAUCAACUGCAUUAGGUUAUCAUUGUGAAGGGAGCAGCUGUCACGCUUGUGAGUAGACGCCGAGUCAAAUAUACAAGCCUGAGACACAUAUUCUUACUAAACAAGGCUUUGCAAACAUGGCACGUGGGCAUCAGAAGGUUCAGUCGCAGCAGAAGAAUGCCAAGAAACAAGCAGAAAUGAAGAAGUCCAAGGGUCAUGACCAAAAGACUGCAGCCAAGGCAGCACUAGUCUUUACAUGCGCUGUGUGCAGGUCUCAGAUGCCAGACCCCAAGACCUUCAAGCAGCACUUUGAGAGCAAGCAUCCAAAAAGUCCAUUGCCCCCUGAAUUGGAGGGAGUGGAAGCUUAAACAAUUUCACCGGAUACCAAACUUGAGUUUUUUGAAUUUGUGCAUCAACACUGAUCUUGUUCUACUUUGACAACAAUGGAUGAUUGAAUAUGACGUGAUUUCCAUCGUUUAGAAUAUAAAGAGGCUUGGUUGCCUUUGGUGCAAUCUUUCUACCCUUCCAGUCCUGUUUGUGUUUGUGCUUAUAUGGAUGUGGAAGUGAAAUUGAAAUACUGGGUUGUUCAGGGAUUUUAAUGAUCUAAAUGAGUGAAAAUUUGUCUUCAGUCUUGGCAUAUAAGCAAACUCUGAAAUCACUCACUGUCCAUGGUGUCUUGCACACCCAGGAAUAAAUCUUGCUGCUAGCUGGUGUACCUCUUCAACAGAGUUCAAUUGAUUGUUUAAUUACCACUUAAAGCCAACUGGGCUGGUAAGGUAAAUGAUGUAGAGCAAAGCACAAGUUUGGAUUAUGUUGGAUUAAAUUAAAUAUGAACAAAACCUUUUUAGAGUGUUCAGAUUCGAUUUUAUAAUUGGCCUCAAUUCAGUGUCAUUUGUAAUAAGUGGGGGGCAUUUAAUUUCACCAGCCUGUCCACAAUGCUAUAUGCCCACUGUACUGCAUCUUUUCAUCAAGUUGAUUAUAAAUUUGUCAUAAAAAUGUUGGCAUUCAAGCAGCUACUUGUCCUAAAGGUAUUAAAUAAUAGUUGAUGCUUGUCAACAACAUUUUUAUGCUUAAUGAUUUUUGCGCUCUGUGAUGUAAUAUAGCAUUUUAUUAAAAUUAACUUUGUUGUA